ACACCGUAGAAUUCACACAGCUAGCGUUAGGCCAUGAGCCCGUCCGAUCAGGUGUUGCUCUUCGUCUGCCUACGGCGUGUUCUCCUGCUCUACGUCACCAUCUCGGCGGUGGCCGGGCAGAGCAUCACCGAGGUCGUCGUCGGUGAUGAGGUGGUGCACGCUGUCACCAAGCUGGUGGUGGGUGGCGGCGGCGUCGACUCCGCAAGGAACAUCACCGAUGUGGACGGUGGCGACAUAUGUCACCGCGAAGUGCACUCCAUCACCGAGGAGGACGGCAACGUCGACGACGACGAGGUGCAGUACGCCAUCACCAACGAGGGCGUCGGUGCCGACGAUGACGGCUCCGACGGAAAGUUGUCAUCAGCGUCCGAGGUUCUUUAUGCGGCUAGUGCGCAGCCGAACACGGCGGCCGCCGGAAAGUGGCACCGCCGCAUCAUGCCCACCGCCCUGCAGCCAGAGCUCAACUCCGACGACGGCCAUGGCCAGCAGUUCGAUCGGACCUUCGACCAAAUCCAAUCAAGCAUCGCCGACAGACUGAUCGCCACGACGAUCAUCGUCAUGCUCAUGGUCGUCACGAAUGGUCGUCGUGCGAGCGAGAGGAAGAAGAGGAGCGGACGGGCGACAUGGUUCUCACCGGCGGCGGCUCUGACGAUGCUGCUGUUGGUCGUCGCUGCGUCUGCCAACUCUGCGACGGCGGCGCGGCCGUUGCCCGCCGCCGGCGGCGGCCAUAACGAAGCUGCUGCUGCUGCAGCAGCAUCUGGGACGAUGCCGCUGAAGGCGGCAGCACCAGGACACUCAUCAUGUACAACAGAUCCCAAUACGCAGCAGCCUGUGCGUUGUAUUCCCCACUAGCUACAUAUCUGAGUAUAUACCAUGUGAUAUAUAGUUACUAUAUAUUACUAUAUAAAUAAAGUUAUGUAGUAGUAGAUGAUAUGAUUGAAAUUAUCAAUAUAAUCGUGUGGGUUUUGUAAUA
Messenger RNA from Oryza sativa Japonica Group (Japanese rice), 973 nucleotides. RefSeq lists its product as uncharacterized. Lineage: Eukaryota; Viridiplantae; Streptophyta; Magnoliopsida; Poales; Poaceae. The record is from RefSeq and is a predicted model, not a curated record.